CUGGAGUAACUGAUAAUCCGAAGUUCCAAGGAAGUCCCCUUAGCUUCUCCCUCAUCUCCCUGGCUCACAGAAGCAACGGUAACCGAACAAAAACUCCUCCAAUUGAUUUUUCCAACUCUUAAGCGCCAGACAACCAAAUCACAAGAAACAAACACUUCCAAAUCCAAAUGCUAGAUUAUGAUCUCACUCACUCCCACUCCUUUUCUCAUCCACAGCACAAGCUUCGCAGUCAUUUUUGUCUUUCUGAUCCCAAGCCCUACAAGGGUGCACCCUAGCAGGGCAGCCUCCGCCGUGCAUGAGGCGCCAAAGUCCUCCGAGUAGAGGGAGUUGAGCUCCGAGCUCUACGCGUCGAUGCCAUUCUCGGCAGUGACGGGGGCAAAGAGGCUGGUGUCGGUGAGGCACGGGCAGAGCAUGUGGAACGAGUAGGGUCGGAUCUGGGGGAGCUCCAAUUUUUCCGUGCUCACCAAGAAAGGUGAGGCUUAGGCCGAGACUUCCCACCUGAUACUCAUCAAUGAUACUCUAAAUAUCUACUUUGCCAGUCCCCUGAUGAGGUCAAAGAGAACAGCUAAAAUUAUAUGGGUUCCUCACAAAGAGGAAAUGAUUAUGGACUCUGAUAUGAGGGAAAUUGACUUGUAUGCAUUUCAAGGCCUCUUGAAGCAUGAGGGAAAAGCAAAGUUUGGUGAAGCUUUUCAAUAAUGGCAUGUAGAUGCUGAAUUUAUUAUUGACGGUCAUUAUCCUAUGAGUGAGUUAGGGGCAUGUGCUAGGGGUUGCUGAAACCGAAUACUAUUGCAUGAAAGCAAGUUUGUUCUUGUGGUUCCUCAUAAUGCUGUUAAUCAGGCUCUCAUUGCAACCGCUAUUGGAUUGGGAACAUAGUACUUUAGGGUUUUAGUUUAGAGCAAUUGUGGUGUAAGUGUGUUGGAUUUCAUCCCAUGAGUUGAGGGUGGAUCACCGUAUAUUUGCCUCAAUCGACUGUACCAGGUCCCUAGCUCACCAGUUGCUGGUGGAAGUUCAUGAGGAAGGAAAACGGGUAGGAUUAUACUUGUUUGUCAUGGAUCCACACAGAGCGAUAAACAGACUGGUUUUCCUUCGACCAUCAAUCAACCAAUGGACAUGUUUGGGGUUAUGAAGUCCCAAAAAACUGUGGCGCUACUUUUGGAUUUGAAAGUGAGUUCUACAGUUAGCAGUAGUCCAAAGAAAGCUUGUGUUGAAACAGCAAUUGCCAUCUCCAAAGUGCAAGAAGUUGUAGAUUGCUUGGAUGUUGAUUGUUUGCCACAUGACUUGGAGAUAAAGAUGGAGAACCUUCAUGUUGAGGACAUCCUUCUAGGGCCGGAUGAAGGUAAUAUUCUGCUUCUUCAGGCUGGAUGGCUAAAUGGAUUAGAGGACAUAGUCAUGGGACAUGUGUGGGAUCAAUAUGAGAAAGCCUGGGAGUCUCUCGUAAAUGAACUAGACGCUGAAGCCAAACAAGAAAAAGUUGUUGUAGCAGUCUGUCAUCCUGCAUUGCACGUAGCACUGAUGGGGAAUUGUUGUACAAACUAA
Molecule: messenger RNA, 1536 nt
Organism: Pyrus x bretschneideri (Chinese white pear)
Lineage: Eukaryota; Viridiplantae; Streptophyta; Magnoliopsida; Rosales; Rosaceae
Product: 2-carboxy-D-arabinitol-1-phosphatase
Molecular function (GO): phosphatase activity
Source: RefSeq, a predicted model, not a curated record